Messenger RNA from Fomitopsis serialis, 1356 nucleotides. RefSeq lists its product as uncharacterized. The coding region runs from base 252 to 1115 and encodes 287 amino acids. The transcript is spliced from 6 exons. The record is from RefSeq and is a predicted model, not a curated record. Lineage: Eukaryota; Fungi; Basidiomycota; Agaricomycetes; Polyporales; Fomitopsidaceae.
CUACCGUGACAUGUGGAUCCGCCGUCUGGAGCCCCUCAUGCUUACCUACUGGCAGGAUGCGACGUGCCCGGCCCUACGAUUGGUUGUUCCACGCCGCCCACUGGAUCUACAGUGGGAGUCUCGCAUUGCGAGAAACCACCUCCACCCUGAUCUGGCGAAUGGGGUGGGUGGGCUCGGCAUGGCUCGACCCAUAGCGGGCCUGGUCGUCCAUUUUUUGCUCUACACGAGACUCCGCUUCGACUUAUCCCGACAUGUUCUGCCUGUACCAUCGUAACAACGAGGAGUGGUACCAGGACUACAUCGCCAAUCCGGUCAUCGCUAGCCACUGUCCUUGCAUGACGAUGCCUAACUUGGGUGGUAACAUUUUGUCCCCGAAUGUGGGUCCAGGUCCUGAUGCGAUGGCGUAUGCAUACACAUCGCGUCUUUCGUCGACCAUCGACUCAGACGUCUUCUGGGGGGCCCCGCCCCAAAGACAAACACUGACGAUGCAUACGAGUGCCGGCGCUUACCCGCCGGGUCCUUCGCCGACUAUCGACCCAUGCGUCUUGUGUGUCCCGUCCCUAGGACAAACUUCGCCUCAAAUGACUCAGAACGUACAUCCUGCUUCAACACAGAUGUAUCCUACGUACGCGAUGGGGACGCACCAGCAAUUGACGUUCGAGCUUCCGUUCAAGUUCGCCCCGAAGAACGAGACUCCUCUCGCCCGGGGCGCCCAAUUCUCGCCCAUUGUCGCGAACGUAGCCUCGCCAGAGCCCGCGCCAAUCACUAGCAUAUGCCACUUCGGCGGGCCGUGCCCCCGCCUCACCCCAGAUAUGCCUCGCCUAAGUACCUCGGGAGUACAGCGUCAUCUUGAAGCGCACCAUCGGCUGAUGAAGGACGACGCUGGCAAGCUCAUCUGCCAGUGGACUCGGACCCGGACCGCCGAGGAGGGAGCCAGUAUAUGCCAGAAGCACGUCAAGGAUAUGUUCCAGCUGGCGAGGCACGUUGCGUCGGUGCAUCUGGGGGCAUUGAGGGUCCAAUGCGAGGGUUGCAAGGGUUGGUUCGUGAGAUCGGAUAGCUUAAGGAGACACAAGACAGAGGACAGGUGUUCGCAAGGUGUUCGCAUAGUUAAGUGAAUCUUGACGUGAAGUGCAUGACGAUGAACUCUGUGAUCCUCUACAUCUUCUCUUUCAUAUAUUCUCUUUUAUGUAUCUUCUCUUUUAUCUUCUCUUUUUGUAACUGCGCUCCCGCACGUUUUCGACCUUUACGACAUCACGACAUCACCCCUUCAAUGCCGAUGAUCUUUUCUGUCUCUUGAUGCCACUAUGCCUGGUCAUAAGGAGACCAUGGUGUCGCCGGAGAUGCAGUCUUGUAAUA